CGUCCGGACGAUGACCGGCCCGACCCGGAACAAACUUCGGGUUCGGGCCGACGGGCCACGUGGCGGAGCUCGGCCCGGGCCGUCCUUACUGCGAUCUCCCAAAAGCAGCAGAAAUCGACCAAUUUGGGGGUUUAGGGUUCUUCGUGCAUCGAAGCUCUCUCUCUCUCUCUCUACACCUCAAGAUCGGAUCUUGAUCUCCUCGAGGUCGACCCUCGCGAGUCCUCUCAAGUUGAAGCGAAAGCGAAAUAUGGCCACUAGACUGGAAGGUGAACCGGCAAAUGAGCAAGCAGUUGCCACUAUAUAUGGUUCCUUAAGGAAUGAACUUAACCAAAUCUACUCAAAGAUCACAGAGCUAGAGAUGGAGGUGAGUGAGCAUUCUUUGGUCAUGAGUGCUAUCCAGCCACUCGACCCUUCAAGACGGUGUUACCGAAUGAUCGGAGGUGUGCUGGUCGAGAGAACCGUCAAAGAGGUUCUGCCUGCUGUUCAGCGCAACAAAGAGGGACUUGAGGAGGUAAUCACAAGGUUGAAUGAGGCCCUCGAAAAGAAGAAGAAGGAAAUUGCUGAUCUCGAGGCCAAAUACAAGAUCAGGAUACGGAAGUCCGAUGGUGAGGUGAAGGAUGAUGGCGGCCGGAAGGAAGGUUCUUCUCAAGGUGUACUUGUGGGCCCUGCUAGUUGAAAAGCAGGAUAAUGUCUUACCUUUUUCAAUCAUGUUGUUUAGAAUUGCAUGUGAGUUAUACUUCCUCCCUUUAUACAAGCUUGAACUUUUUCGUUUC
Molecule: messenger RNA, 773 nt
Organism: Syzygium oleosum
Lineage: Eukaryota; Viridiplantae; Streptophyta; Magnoliopsida; Myrtales; Myrtaceae
Product: prefoldin subunit 2
Exons: 2
Coding region: 11-676 (221 amino acids)
Biological process (GO): protein folding
Cellular component (GO): cytoplasm; prefoldin complex
Molecular function (GO): protein folding chaperone
Source: RefSeq, a predicted model, not a curated record